CUUUUUUACCCCAAUCACAAGGUCUAAUUAAGAACAUCCCUUUCAGUUCGUGUGGACGAAUAGAGAGCGCUGUUCAUCCCCACUCCUCACACCACACCUCCCUCCAGCAAUCGGCUGUCGGUGUAAGAUUGGGCAUUCAGUGUGUGACCAGCUGUCCUCUAGUUCACUGACGUUCCUGUCAAUCUGCGAUGGAAUCGUACAAAAUGGUUAUUGUUGAAGUUGAGGAAGAUCCCCGUACUCCUUCACCAGUGAAGGCUAUAUGCGAUGAAGAUAAGCCACGGCCGAGGCGAAAUCGAUCUGGGACAGCUCACCGCGGCAAGAUACCACUUCCAUUUCUAUAAAGCCUAUCUUCGCCAACUAUGGCUGAGGAGACAGGCAGAUGCUCCAAGACUUACAGGUGCGUUUGAAGAAACGCCUCUGAUAAGACAUCCUGGAGGGUCUCUUAGGGACCGGAUGCGGCCUAAAAGAUUAUUCUCAGAGUGCAACAAAGAAUGUGAAGGAUUCCAAUGUAACCCUUGUGGUUUGGUCUUCGCAAAUGCCGAUGCUCUUUCGACCCACUUGGACUUCCACACAAGAAGUGAACUUCUAUACCUUCGGCAAUGUGUUGGAGUCCUUCAUAUUUUUAACCGAGCUCUGAUCAACAAAGAGAAACAGGAUGACAGAAUCCGCGCAGGAGUGAGUUCGUUAACACAGUAACCUGAGCGCGAUUGAAUGAAAAUUGAACUUCUAUAAAGAUGUGCUCUGCUAUUGAUCCCAGCAUUGCUACAGUUGAGAGAACAAAGGAAAUUCCAAAGUUCAACUUACGUUUAAAUUAGAAGCUAUUUACCAAGCCUAUUGGAACAAUAUAAAUUCUGUGAAAAGUAAUUUCAAACCAUUUUUCUUUUUAAAAAAAUGAGUUCUGUUGAUGCUGAACACAUAAUUGAUUGUCAUAAUAUUGAAAAUACUAAUUUGAAGAUGUUUAUUAUAUUCAGACUUAAAAUAAAUUCUGUUAGCAAAAAGAAAUUCUCCUAUAGAUCUAUUUUUAGAAGUAAAUCUGUUAAUGUAUAUGUGCAACAUUUAUAAACAUCAUUUCCUUUGUAUAUAAAUAAACAUUG
Molecule: messenger RNA, 1094 nt
Organism: Nezara viridula (southern green stink bug)
Lineage: Eukaryota; Metazoa; Arthropoda; Insecta; Hemiptera; Pentatomidae
Source: the annotation of a GenBank genome assembly